AUGGCAGCAAAACCGUGUGUGAUUAAGCCUAUCAUUAGCAAGACGUAUUGUUCUUCUUCUCAGGCUGUGCUUGCGGUAAGGAGGAGGCCACAUGUAAUAAAUGGAGGUGGUUUUGUGGUCACAGAUUGUAGUCAGAAGGUUGCUUUCAGGGUUGAUGGAUGUGGAAUUCUGGGCACGAAAGAUGAGAUGAUUCUGAGGGAUGGUGAUGGAGACGCCUUGCUUCUCAUUCGUCGAAAGGGAGCAAUGGUUGAGGCACUAAGCAUUUACAGGAAAUGGAAGGGCUACACUUUAGACUAUGAAGGAUCACAGGAUCAGUUGGUUUUCUGUUUAAAAGAGCCAAACUCAUGUUUGGCAAGAACUCAUGCAAUCAGAAUCUCCACCAAAGCUAGGCAAAACAAAGACUGGGACUUUGAGAUCAAGGGGUAUUUUCCUGAUAAAGAUUGUAGCAUUGUUGACUCUAAAGGCAACACAAUGGCACAGAUAGGGGUGAAGAAGGAGUUGAUGGCAAGCAAGGAUCUCUACCAUGUUGUGGUGACACCAGGCAUGGAUCACGCUUUCGUUAUCGGGGUCAUUACGAUUCUUGAUUACAUAUAUGGUGAAUCCACUAGGUGCUAG
Prunus armeniaca (apricot) is the source of this 615-nucleotide messenger RNA. The record is from the annotation of a GenBank genome assembly. Lineage: Eukaryota; Viridiplantae; Streptophyta; Magnoliopsida; Rosales; Rosaceae.